Messenger RNA from Tripterygium wilfordii, 1486 nucleotides. Its product is annotated as ribonucleoside-diphosphate reductase small chain-like. The transcript has a single exon. The coding region runs from base 335 to 1324 and encodes 329 amino acids. The record is from RefSeq and is a predicted model, not a curated record. Gene Ontology annotation, biological process: deoxyribonucleotide biosynthetic process. Lineage: Eukaryota; Viridiplantae; Streptophyta; Magnoliopsida; Celastrales; Celastraceae. Gene Ontology annotation, molecular function: oxidoreductase activity.
UUUGGCCAUUAAGCCCUUGUUUGCUAAAAUUAGCCAAUACCAGUCCCUUGCCUCUCCUUUAUACAUAAUUUGGACCACAUUCAUGGGCUAAUUUGGAAGUAGGUGACCAGUUUAAGUAACCCGCCUCAACAUUUUCAUUUGAAUUCCAACAUUACCCUCCAAUUCAUUCUCCCACAAGCUUCUUUGGAAUUCGAAAUGACAAAUUCCCCGCGCCCCUCACAAGUUCUAUAAAAUCCUCCAAGUGCCCACCAAUACUCUGCAACAGAAAUCCAAUUCCCAAUCUGCCCUUUAGUUUUCAAUCACAAAACCCUAAAACUCUAUUCUAAUCUUCAAUAUGCCUUCAAUUCCAGAGGAGCCACUGCUCUCCCCGAACCCGGAUCGGUUUUGUAUGUUCCCGAUCCAGUACCAGGAAAUAUGGGAGAUGUACAAGAAGGCGGAGGCGUCCUUCUGGACGGCGGAGGAGGUCGACCUCUCCCAGGACAUGCGUCAAUGGGAAUCCCUAACUAAUGACGAGAGGCAUUUUAUCAAGCACGUGCUCGCCUUCUUCGCAGCCUCUGAUGGGAUAGUGCUUGAGAACCUCGCCGUCAGGUUCAUGAAGGAAGUACAGGUUGCGGAGGCCCGGGCCUUCUACGGCUUUCAGAUCGCGAUCGAGAAUAUCCACUCUGAGAUGUAUAGUCUACUCCUCGAGACAUACAUCAAGGACUCGCACGAGAAGAAUCGCCUCUUCCACGCCGUGGACACCAUCCCUUGCGUGGCCAAGAAGGCCGAGUGGGCCUUGAAAUGGAUCGACGGUUCAGAGUCCUUCGCCGAGAGAUUGAUCGCUUUCGCUUGCGUGGAAGGUAUAUUCUUCUCUGGAAGCUUUUGCGCGAUAUUUUGGUUAAAGAAGCGCGGAUUGAUGCCGGGAUUGACCUUCUCGAACGAAUUGAUCUCGCGAGACGAGGGUUUGCACUGUGAUUUCGCGUGCUUGUUGUACCGCUUGAUGAGGACGAAACUGAGCGAGGAGCGCGUCAAGGGAUUAAUCAGGGAUGCGGUCGAUAUAGAGAGAGAGUUUGUGUGCGACGCGCUUCCUUGCGCGUUGGUAGGGAUGAAUGGUGCCUUAAUGAGUCAAUACAUCGAAUUUGUGGCUGAUAGGUUGUUGGGUGCGCUCGGGUACGGGAAGAUCUACAAUGUUGCAAACCCUUUUGAUUGGAUGGAGCUGAUCUCCCUACAAGGGAAGACCAAUUUUUUCGAGAAGAGAGUCGGGGAAUAUCAGAAGGCCCAGGUUAUGUCGAGCUUGAAUGGCAAUGGUGACACCCAUGAGUUCAAGAUGGAUGAAGAUUUCUAGGUUUUGUUGUUGAUGUAACAUUUUCAGGGUUUUCCCCCUGUGCCUUUACCUUUUUUUUAUAUAUAUUUUUUAUUUCUGUGUUGUUUAUUAGUUUAAUUUGUUUGUUUGAUUUCUCUUCGGGAGAAAUAAUAGAAAAAAAAUAUUAUAAAUCUCUUUUAGUUC